AUGAUACAGCCUGCUUCUUCCCAUUUCCUCGACGAGUUCAGCCAAAGAAAGAACCAGGUGAUUCUCAAAGGUAGUCUUGGUGCGUUGGAAAUCCUCAGUGACGCUGGUGUGACUAUGUGUUAUGGGUCAGAUCUGCUAGCUGGCUUUCGUAUCAUGCAGAACGGGGAGUUCCCCAUCCGGGCACAGGUGCUGAGCGCCGGAGAAGUUUUGAAGUCGGCCACUGUCAACGCAGCCAAGUACAUCGGAAUGGAGGGCAAAUUGGGUUGCGUCAAGACGGUGAGCAUCGCAGACUUGCUUGUUCUGAAUGCUAAUCCGCUUGAUUGCCAUCUUGGAUCGCAUUCAUGA
Messenger RNA from Aspergillus chevalieri, 345 nucleotides. RefSeq lists its product as uncharacterized. The transcript has a single exon. Gene Ontology annotation, molecular function: hydrolase activity, acting on carbon-nitrogen (but not peptide) bonds. The record is from RefSeq and is a predicted model, not a curated record. The coding region runs from base 1 to 345 and encodes 114 amino acids. NCBI's taxonomy places the organism in Eukaryota, Fungi, Ascomycota, Eurotiomycetes, Eurotiales, Aspergillaceae.